Molecule: messenger RNA, 1899 nt
Organism: Rhopalosiphum maidis (corn leaf aphid)
Lineage: Eukaryota; Metazoa; Arthropoda; Insecta; Hemiptera; Aphididae
Product: nucleolar protein dao-5
Exons: 11
Coding region: 141-1817 (558 amino acids)
Cellular component (GO): nucleolus; nucleoplasm
Source: RefSeq, a predicted model, not a curated record
ACCACCACUACGGAGUGCAACAACACAUUGAACCACGAGUUUUAUUUGCGCACCGGCCAUUCAGUACUGUUGUUCCGACUCGCGUUGACCGCUGAUAAUUUUUUUUUAAAAUUCGAUUUAAUAUUACACACGAUAUCAAAAUGAGUACUGAAACCGUAAAUGCGUUGGUGUUCGACUACUUGAACUCGUUGGAUCAGAACCUUGCUAACAUGUUCCAGACCAAGACUAAAGCCUCAAAAUUGCAGAGAGGACAAACUAAAUUAACUCAGUUAAUUGAUGACCAUUUAAAGACUUCUAAAAAAACAAUUAAGUUGCAGAAAAAAGGACCUUCUGUAGAUCAAAUAAUUAAAUUAAGUAACGGUAAAGCAGCUGCAGUUGCCGACGAAGAAUCUGAAGAAGACAGUUCUGCUGAUGAAGUAGCACCUAAAUCAAAAGUUAAUGCUACAAAAACAAAGAAGGUAGAAAAAGAAGAAGAAAGUUCUGAAGAAGAAAGUUCAGAUGAUGAUGAACCACCUGUAAAAAAAGCAUGCAUUGCUCCUGUUAAGAAGCCUGUUACAAAAAAAGAAUCUAGUUCAGAAGAAGAGAGCUCAGAAGAAGAAACUCCUGCUCCAAAAAAACCUGUUACUAAACCAGUUGUUAUGCCUCCUGUAAAUAAGAAAGCUACUGCAGAAGAAUCAUCUGAAGAAGAUAGCUCUGAAGAAGAAAGUUCUGAAGAAGAAAAGCCUGCAGUAAAGAAAGCCCCUCAGGUACCUGUAAAAAAGGUAGUACCUGUUAAAAAAGCAGAGCCAGAAGAAAGUUCAGAAGAGGAAAGUUCUGAAGAGGAAACUGUAGUGAAAGUUCCAGCUAAAGUAGUUGCAGCUAAAAAUGGAAAGAAAGAAUCUAGUUCCGAAGAAGAAAGUUCUGAUGAAGAAGAUACCCCUCCAGCAAAGAAAACAGCUGUCCACCUAACUGCUAAAAAAACUGAAGAAUCCAGUUCUGAAGAAGAAAGUUCUGAUGAGGAAACUGUAGUUAAAACUCCAGCUAAAGCUCCUGUUUCUGCAAAGAAAGUUCAAAAAGAAGAAUCUAGCUCUGAAGAGGAAAGUUCAGAAGAUGAAACCCCAGCUACUACUAAACCAUCAAAAAAAACUGUAACUAAACCAGUUGUUGCUAAAGAAGAAAGUGAAGAAGAAUCUGACGAUGAUGACGAGGAGGAAGAAGUCAAAAAGACUCCAAAUAGUCAGAUCAAAAAUCAGCCAUUUGUCAAAGCAACAAAUGGAGAUGAUGAAAAUGAAAAUGGAACCAGCAACAAAUGGGGUGAAGACCGACAGGGAGGUUUCAGAGGUGGUAGAGGCAAUAGAGGAACAAGAGGAGGAUUUGGAUUCCGAGGUGGUCGUGGAGGCCGUGGGGGUUUCAAUCGUGAUGAUGAUGAUCAAAAUGGAGGUGGAAGAAACAGUUUUGGUAGAGGUGGUGGUGGUCGUGGAGGUGGUUUCAAACGUAAAUUUGAUGACUCUGGUGAUGGAGAAGGUGAAGGCGGUGGUUUCAGAAAGAGUUUUGGGAGUGGAGAUGAAAAUGGUGGAGAACGCCGCAGUUUUGGAGACAAAAGAGGAUUUGGCGGUAAUAGGUUUGGUGGUGGUGAACGAGGAGGUUUUGGAGGACGUGGUGGUGGUGAUAGAGGUCGAGGAGGAUUUGGUAGUCGUGGUGGUGGUGGAAGAGGCUUUGGUGGACGUGGUGGUGGAGAUCGUGGCAGGGGUGGUUUUGGUAAAGACAGAUAUUUCAAUAAAAGUUUUGACUCUAAUAGUUCAACACCACAAAACAAAAAAAUUAAAUUUGAUGAUUGAAAAGGUCAAUAUGAAAAUUGGGGUAAGAAAGCUGCUCUAGACUUACAAUACACAAAAGGAAAAUCAUUUAGACAUGAAAAAA